Drosophila sulfurigaster albostrigata is the source of this 471-nucleotide messenger RNA. Its product is annotated as probable salivary secreted peptide. Lineage: Eukaryota; Metazoa; Arthropoda; Insecta; Diptera; Drosophilidae. The transcript is spliced from 2 exons. Bases 33 to 407 code for a protein of 124 amino acids. The record is from RefSeq and is a predicted model, not a curated record.
UCAGGGAGAGAGAAAAUCAGAAAUUGCCUAAAAUGAAAGUUUAUUUCUUGGCCGGAUUGGUGUUAAUGUCCUUGUUGGCUCUUGGCUAUGCUGACGGAGAUGACAAGAAGCAGAGUCACAGCGUGACGUGGGGCGCUCGAGUAUUCAGGGAUACGCAUCUGGAGAGAGUUGUCAUUAGUGAAAAGUCGAGGUUCUUGCGCGUGGUCACACGUGACUACAAAUUCAAGCAGCAGUCCAAUUUGAAACGUAAAAUUACGCAAAUUGUGAUUACGGAUCAGAUCAAGGAGGGCAAGGGUGGCUAUGCGCAUCUUCGUGGUGGCGGACCUGGCGCCAGUUUUGCCGAGAUUCAUUUCAAGAGUCAGCGCAAUCGUGGGUUCAGCUUCAUUGUGGAUAUUUACGGAAUUUAAAUCUGGAUUGGAAAAAUUGUCUUAAUUAUAAGCAAUAUUUUGAUUACAAUUUACUUCACAUUUA